CUGGAAAUGCAAAUUUUGCACGCAAACGCUUCUUCCAGAAAACACGCAGACGCAUUAUAGAUUCCCAAAACUUCAAGCGAAAUCGAGAGACUAGAUCGACGAAAAACCCAAAAAACAGAGAAAAAUGUCAGUGGUUUUGGUUUCUGCCUCCGCAUCAAUCUCAAAUCCAAAACCCGCGAAGAACCCACUUGUAAUUCCGGCUAAUUCCGUGAAUUUCUCAUCCCGGGUUCGGAUUUCUCCGCCAAAACCGAAGCUUUUGGACAACCCUUUACGCGUGGCGGCGCCGUUGUCGGCUCCGGCGUCAGAUCCGGCGGAGGAGAAGAGGAUCGGAGAAGAGGAAGGGGAAGAUUACGGCGGUGAGAGGGAGGAAGAAGGGUCGACGUUCCAGUGGAGAGAUCACUGGUACCCGGUUUCUCUGGUGGAGGAUUUGGAUCCGGAUUUGCCGACCCGGUUCCAGCUCCUGGGUCGAGACCUCGUCCUCUGGUUCGAUCGCAAUGACCAGAAUUGGGUCGCCUUCGAUGACUUGUGCCCUCACAGGCUCGCUCCUCUCUCUGAAGGAAGGAUAGACGAAAACGGGCACUUGCAAUGUUCAUAUCACGGAUGGUCAUUUGAUGGCUGUGGAUCUUGCACUCGAAUCCCGCAGGCAUCUUCUUCAGGGCCCGAGGCGCGUGCUGUUAAAUCCCCGAGAGCUUGCGCUAUAAGGUUCCCGACAAUGGUGUCUCAAGGUCUGCUCUUUGUGUGGCCUGAUGAAAAUGGUUGGGACAGAGCCAAUUCCACCGAACCGCCUAGGUUGCCUGAUGAUUUUGACAAGCCGGAGUUUGCAACCGUGUCAAUUCAACGGGACUUAUUCUACGGCUAUGAUACUCUAAUGGAGAAUGUAUCUGAUCCUUCUCACAUCGACUUUGCUCAUCACAAGGUUACCGGAAGACGAGACAGAGCAAAACCUCUGCCCUUCAAAUUGGAAGCAAGCGGUCCAUGGGGUUUCGAGGGUGCAAACGACGACAACCCUAAGAUCAGCGCCAAGUUCGUUGCUCCAUGCUAUUAUCUCAACAAGAUUGAGAUAGACACGAAGCUACCAGUUGUGGGUGAUCAGAAAUGGGUCAUAUGGAUCUGUUCGUUUAAUGUACCGAUGGCCCCGGGAAAGACACGUUCCAUCGUUUGUAGCGCUCGGAACUUCUUCCAGUUCUCUGUCCCGGGACCUGCCUGGUGGCAGGUGGUUCCGAGAUGGUACGAGCAUUGGACGUCGAAUAAAGUCUACGACGGUGACAUGAUCGUUCUUCAGGGCCAAGAGAAGGUCUUCCUCUCCAAAACAAUGGAGUCUCCGGACAAUGACGUGAACAAACAGUACACGAAGCUAACCUUCACGCCGACUCAAGCUGACCGGUUCGUCUUAGCCUUCAGAAACUGGCUCAGACGGCACGGCAAGAGCCAGCCCGAGUGGUUCGGCACCGUCACUAACCAAUCCCUCCCUUCCACUGUCUUAACCAAACGUCAGAUGUUGGAUAGAUUCGAACAACACACGCAAGUGUGUUCCUCAUGCAAAGGAGCUUACGAGGGCUUCCGAACUUUCCAGAAGAUUCUUGUCGGAACGACAGUUUGCUUCGCCGCCAUAGCCGGUGUUCCUUCAGAAGUUCAGUUUCGGAUCAUCCUUGCUGGUCUUGCCCUGAUUUCGGCCGCAUCUGCAUACGCUUUACAUGAACUUGAGAAGAACUUCGUAUUCGUAGAUUACGUUCACGCUGAUAUCGAUUAGAUUAUAUAGAUUCACAGAAGUACGUAUAUCAGAAUUAGAAAUCGAACCCGUACUUGUUCAUGUGUAUGUAAAGAUGUACCACGUUCUUGUAGAUUUCUUCUUGGCCCAAUGGGUUAAAAUGUAA
Messenger RNA from Tarenaya hassleriana, 1874 nucleotides. RefSeq names its product pheophorbide a oxygenase, chloroplastic. The record is from RefSeq and is a predicted model, not a curated record. The transcript is spliced from 7 exons. Gene Ontology annotation, molecular function: chlorophyllide a oxygenase activity; 2 iron, 2 sulfur cluster binding; pheophorbide a oxygenase activity. Lineage: Eukaryota; Viridiplantae; Streptophyta; Magnoliopsida; Brassicales; Cleomaceae. Bases 125 to 1750 code for a protein of 541 amino acids. Gene Ontology annotation, cellular component: chloroplast thylakoid.